Molecule: messenger RNA, 1200 nt
Organism: Paramecium octaurelia
Lineage: Eukaryota; Ciliophora; Oligohymenophorea; Peniculida; Parameciidae
Source: the annotation of a GenBank genome assembly
AUGAUUCCUAUGGAUACAUGCAGUUCGAAAUAAAUGAACUUAAAGUAAUUAAGAGAUGUGAUGUUCCCACUUGGAUUUAUUACUUAUGGUGGACCCUUAGCUCAUAUUAAUGUGCUAAGAGAAAGAUUUAGGGAUUACACCACUGAAGAAGAAUUUCAGGAAUUAUUCGCAUUAUGCUAGACUUUACCUGGUCCAACUUCUACUCAAAUGGUAAUUGCAGUAGGAGCUAAUCUUACACACAGUUGUUUGGGAGGAUUAGUUGCUUUUCUAUAUUUUAGUAUGCCAUCUGCUUUUGUAAUGAUGGUACUAGGUCUAACUGUGCCGAACUUAUCAAUACCAUGGAUAUAAUUAUUGAUAAAUGGGUUUAAAUACGCAUCAAUUGGAGUAAUAAUAGAGGCAGCUUAUAAAUUAUCAAAUGGAGCCAUAAAAAAUAAAUUCCAUUUGUUUUUGUGGAUUGCAAGUGCAAUAGUAACGACUUUUUUUCCUACCCCUUCAAUUGCAGUUUUAAUGAUAGUCAUUGGUGCCAUUGCAAACUAUGUAUCUGAUCGCUAGAUUGGAUAAUAACUCUUAAUUCCAUAGGAAGAGCAAGUAUAACACAGUUUUGAUAGUUGGUUACUGGGAUACAGAUCGUUGAUUGGAUAUGGAAUUGCAUUUGUUUUGUUUUUUUUUUUGUCUUAUAUUGAUUGGAUGCCAAUUGCAGUGUGUAGUAAUUUAUUCAAAACUGGAAGUCUGGUCAUUGGAGGGGGCCAUGUCGUUUUGCCUAUGAUACAAUUUUCUUUAUCGAAUUAUUUGACAACAGAACAGUUUUGGAAUGCCUUUGCUUUGGUUUCUUGUAUGCCUGGUCCUAUGUUCAACAUAGCCAUAUAUAUUGGAGCUUUAAUUGGAGGUAUCCCAAUGGCUAUUUUGGCUGAAAUAUUUAUGUUUCUUCCUGGAUUCUUUACAAUAUUUGGGAUACUGCCUUAUUGGAAGAAAUACAGAGGAUUAAGAACUAUAAGAGCAGUUUUAUAAGGAAUAGCAGCAGUUGCAGUUGGGUUUAUAUUAAGUGCAAUAGUGCAUUUGAUAAUUAACUCUUGUAGUUAAGGCAUAGUAGUCCCUAUAGGCAUAGGAAUUCUCAGUUGUUUAUGCCUAUAUAAAAGUGUUCCAAUACCAUUUGUAAUAAUUGGAGGUGGAUUUAUUAAUUUAUUAGCAUAAUAUAAAUGA